Molecule: messenger RNA, 2415 nt
Organism: Poecile atricapillus (Black-capped chickadee)
Lineage: Eukaryota; Metazoa; Chordata; Aves; Passeriformes; Paridae
Gene: FGF5
Product: fibroblast growth factor 5
Exons: 3
Coding region: 1-714 (237 amino acids)
Biological process (GO): cell differentiation; positive regulation of protein phosphorylation; positive regulation of gene expression
Cellular component (GO): cytoplasm
Molecular function (GO): fibroblast growth factor receptor binding; growth factor activity
Source: RefSeq, a predicted model, not a curated record
AUGAGCCCGUCCUUCCUCCUCCUCCUCCUCCUCCUCGCCCUGCCCGCCCGCGCCCGGCGAGAGCUGCUGCCCGGCGGGGCUCAGCGGGCCCGCAACGCCCCCGCGUCUUCCUCCUCCUCUUCCUCCUCCCCGGCAGCGGCGGGGCCGAGCCGCUUCCCGCGGAGCCGCCCGGAUCGGCGGCGGGGCCGGCUCUACUGCCGGGUGGGCAUCGGCUUCCACCUCCAGUUGCACCCCGACGGCCGCGUGGACGGAGCCCACGACGCGAGUCCGCUCAGUAUUUUGGAAAUAUUUGCUGUGUCUCAGGGGAUUGUAGGAAUACGAGGAGUUUUCAGCAACAAAUUUUUAGCGAUGUCAAAAAAAGGAAAACUCCAUGCAAGUGCUCGCUUCACUGUGGACUGCCAUUUCCGAGAGCGCUUCCAGGAGAACAGCUACAACACCUACGCCUCGGCCGUGCACCGCAGCCCCCGCUCGGGCCGCCAGUGGUACGUGGCCCUCAACAAGCGGGGCAAAGCCAAGCGGGGCUGCAGCCCCCGAGCCCGGCCCCAGCACGUCUCCACGCAUUUCCUGCCCCGCUUCUGGCAGCCGCAGCCCCCCGAGCUCGCCUUCACCGUCGCUCUCCCCGAGAAGAAGCCCCCGCCGCCCAAGCCCGCCCCGUCCCCGCCUCGGAAGAACCCCGGCCCCGUCAAGUACCGGCUGAAAUUCCGCUUUGGGUAGCGCCGGGGAUGCCGCAGGCACCGGGGAUGCCGCAGGGACCGGGGAGCUUUCGGGGGUGACCCCGCGGGAGCCCCGUGUCCCCUCUGCACAUGGACACGGGGCAGCUCCCAGGCGGCCGUGCCGGGCUCGAGGUUUUCUCUCGCCCCGGGCAAGCUGGGCGGUCCCCGGAGGCGUCGGCUGGGAUGAGCAGCUCGGGAUUGCCCAAGGGAAUUGCUGCGGUGAGCUGGAGGCGCUGGAAGGACCGACCUCGGGUUGGUGCUCUGUUGUUCGAAGUAGGACGGUACGUCUAUAGCAAACAUAUUUUCUUACCUUAUUUUCACUAGUGACUCCUUUGACAAUCAUUUUCAUACGAGAGAGAAGUUCAGAGGCAAGCGCUUUUGUUUUUCUUGCAUCUCCUUCUUGCUGCACUUUUUUCCUCCGACCAUACCUCAGGCACCGUAUAUCCAGGUCUGUCCCUUUCCCUUCUCUCAGGGGCCGGCUCUUCCCUUCCACAAAUAAAACAGAGAGAGACCAAGCCCUGCAAAUUCAGUCGCCUUAUCUGUGGCGUGAGGUGAUCUUCAGACUCUUUGUUGGCAAUAAUAGCCGUGUGUGUACAUGUUUUGUGAGGGUCGCAGGCUCGGGGAGGAGGGUGCCUGUUUGCCGCCCGCUCCUGGCCGUCUCUCCCGUUCUUCCCUGGACAGCUGCAGGAGCGAGGCUCUUCCUGUCCAUCCAAGUAUGGAUUCGAUGCCUGCUUUGAAAUACCUCUGCCCUGGUGCCGGGGCAUUCCCGCUCCCUGGAGGAGUCCCUCCACAGGUAUCAUCCCCACAGGACAGGGAUGCCUGUGGCCCCCAGCUGCCCACCGGUUUCGUCCAACAGUUUUUGCUGCUGAUUUAUUUUAUCACUCUCAGCACGUUUGCAGAGGCAGGGAGCAAGGUUUUUAUUUGGCAGUGAGCGUGGCGAUGUGGCAAUAAAUGCUGUUUGUCCCUCCGGGAGUGUUUUCCCGCCCAGGUUGAAUUGAUGCUGAAUUGUUUCUCUGUCGUGGUGUGACCUGUGGAGUAGUCGUGCACGUGGAGUUUGUGAUGGGUGUUCAGCUCUGUCGCUGUACGUACAGGCACUGGUAGCACUGAACCUCACCCGUGAAGCCUUAAUAGGAGCCCAGGUGGGCCCAGGUGGGCAGAACCCCUCAGGACCUGAGCCCUGCCAGCGUCCAGCUGCAAUAAUUCACCUCCUCUCCGCAUCCGAUUGUGGCACAAGUGGCUGUUUCCAUUGGAACUGUGGUUCUUUGCCUUUGCCAUCCUUCUGGCAGCCCCUGGCCAGACACGUGCUCCGUGGACGGGGAUGGACGGGGACGCUGGAAUAAAAUAGUUGUGUUUCAUUUUAUUACCUGAUUCUGUGAUCUCUUGACUCGUCCGUGCCCUCUUCUCCUCCCCAAAGGAGAAAACGAGCGCUGUGAAACGGGCUGCUCCAGGUGUGCCUGUGGGGUUGGUUCCUGUGGGUGAUGGGGUGGAGCUGAAGGGAUGUGUGCCCCAAACUGAGCCCUGGGGUGUCCUGUGCUCCCGGCACUUCCAGCCAGGCUGGCUGUGAGUGACAAACCCCAGGUGCUGGCAGUGAGGCACAGGUGGAUGUAACCGGUCAGUGCUCAGUUCACCACGGUGAGACAAUGCAAUCAGAACCUGGACAGCUGCUGCCCCAGCCCGGGUAGGGGUGUGGAGCUCCCCGGGC